AGAAAACAAGUCUAAACCACCAAUGACUGCAGAGCAAAGGAGGUUUGAAGAUCUUAUGACUUAUUUUGUUAACAACGCGUCACCAAAUGUUGACUUUUUGAAGGCCCCGGACCCUCCUAUACCCGCUGGUGAAUGUAGGUAUUGUUUAAAGGUGGAUGAUCACAUUACACAACUGUGCCCCUACAAGUAUGAUGUCCCAAAGAAUGCAAUUCUUGGCAAGGGCUGUUCGGUUCAGUGUGUUGUCUGCGGAUGUAGGUUUAGAGACUCAUGUUGUGCCAAAUGCGGCCAUACCCGUGGACGUGCAAUCCUCAUGGAUUGUAGAAUCUGUGGGAAGUCAUAUGACCACUGGCCUGAUAUGUGCCCGCAACGCGAUUUGAAUUCUUCUUUUACGUGCGACCCUUAUACUAGUUAUAUUUCUUUCAAGACUUGUCCUCCAAAAGAGUAGAGAACAGAGAAUGAAUUGUACUAUAGAGUUAAGCAAAAGAGAAAGGAGUGCUUUUUUAUGUUGUUUGCCAAAAAUGGGGCAUGUUUUUGUUUAGCCAUGCAUCCUAUCAUUUAGAUGCCUACAACUUGUAUUGUUUUUAUCGCAAAUGAAUUGCAAUUUGCAUUGUCAUUGUCUAUUAUGUUCUUAUGCUUGAAGAUGUGGGAAUCCAAUCCAUCUAUUUAGAAAAUGUCUCAAGUAAAAGGUGGUUUUUAUCUCAA
Messenger RNA from Prunus dulcis (almond), 702 nucleotides. RefSeq lists its product as uncharacterized. NCBI's taxonomy places the organism in Eukaryota, Viridiplantae, Streptophyta, Magnoliopsida, Rosales, Rosaceae. The record is from RefSeq and is a predicted model, not a curated record. The transcript is spliced from 2 exons. Bases 23 to 445 code for a protein of 140 amino acids.